Molecule: messenger RNA, 907 nt
Organism: Mollisia scopiformis
Lineage: Eukaryota; Fungi; Ascomycota; Leotiomycetes; Helotiales; Mollisiaceae
Product: ferredoxin
Exons: 2
Coding region: 230-907 (225 amino acids)
Biological process (GO): positive regulation of oxidoreductase activity; P450-containing electron transport chain
Cellular component (GO): mitochondrion
Molecular function (GO): 2 iron, 2 sulfur cluster binding
Source: RefSeq, a predicted model, not a curated record
AUUUUUAGAAAGCAUGUGCCUCUUUCAACACCAACAAAGCAACAUUUCCACCUCUACCAAUUGAUUGCGCCCCUCCUCGGCGCAGUCUGUAGUUUAAGCUGAGCAUAUCUGGCUUCACAUUUGUUUUCACAGAAUCUGCCAUCUGCAACAAAGCCCCCACGAAAGUUCCUAUAGCUGCGGACGCCAUCUACGGUUUUUACCCCCUCACGAAUUUUACACAUUACGAAUAAUGCCUACUACGAGAACUCUAAUACGGGGCCUAUCAAGCCUUGGGCGACCAGGCGGACGAAGCCGUCACGAAAUAUGUGCUCGAACAUCCAUAAGCCAAGCUCGUUCGUUCUUCUCAACAUGUAACUUAAAUCCGGCUUCCCGAAUAUCAUCCCAUACCUGUAGCCAGACAAACGGUAGAUUUGCUGGGGGUUCAGUCACAAAUCAUGCGAGACGAAGCUUCUCAGCAAGUUCAAUCAGCUCCCAUGGCCAUUGGGAGCCUCCUAAGGACGGAGAAGAGAUUUAUGUUACAUUCAUUGACAAAGAUGGAGAUGAACACAAGAUUGCAGUCAACAAGGGCGACAAUCUCCUGACUAUUGCACAAGGCAAUGAUAUUGAGAUGGAAGGCAAGUAUACAGGCUGCAUACUGAGGGGCGAGGUUAACAAACAACCAGGUGCCUGCGAAGGAUCAUGUUCCUGCUCAACAUGCCAUGUCAUAGUCGAGGACGAGACAAUGUACGACAAGAUCCCGGAAGCAACGGACGACGAGAACGAUAUGCUGGACUUGGCUUUUGGUCUCACAGAAACUUCAAGACUGGGUUGCCAGAUCGAGAUGACGAAGGAAUUGGACGGACUGAGGGUCAAGUUGCCUUCAAUGACCAGAAAUCUACAAGCUAGCGACUUCAGUAAGAAAAGCUAG